AUGAAAAGUUCCCAUCAAAACAAAAACCAAUAAAGUAUUCUCUCUUUUCUAACUUUUUAGCUAAUUCUCCAGUAUAAUUCAUAUAUGGCAAAAAACUAGUUNAUAACAUUACAUAAUUACAUGAAUAUUUUACUAAUCAUAUGAAAAAGAAUAAUAAUAAUACUAAUAUCAAUAAUCCAUUAAAAAUUUUAUAUUAACCAUUAGAGGAAUAUUUCAAAUUAUAUAAUUCAAGCAUUUCUAGUUUUGUUCUCACAAGUGGAGUUACAUGUAAUUAUAUCAUUAAUUUAAUUUAGUGGAUCUCUAAGAAUAUAAUAUGAAAAUUCUAAAAAUUUUAUCUGAUUGUAUCUAUCACUAGUAAUAAAAGAGAGUAAUGUCUCAAGAAAUGAAUCUAAUAAAGGAUUUUUAAGAAUAUUUCAAAAAAUUAUGGAACUCUUAAUAUCAGAUAUACAAAUUAUAUGAUCAGAUAGCUUAUUCAAUAAAAAAAAGCAAUUUAAAAGAUACUAAAAAGUUAUUAGAUUGUGUAUAUUAAUUAAAAUUAGAAUCAAAUAUUGAAAUGAAAGAUUAAAUAAAAGAUCUAAUAAAAGAUGAAAUAAGUAAAUACAACAAUUAACCAAAUCCAAAACUCUUUGUUAAAGGAAUAUAAAGUAUUUCAGUCUAUGAUAACUUUCAGAAGAUAUCAAAUGAAAGUCCUAUUUAUAUAAUAUGGAAUUAACUCAGUAAUUUUCCCUUAAUAGUAACUGAUAAAGUUGAGUUUAGUAAAUUAAAUGUUCUUAAGACAGCACUUAGAGCUUAGAGUCCUAUUAAUUUUUGCAUUUAUAAGAAAUUAAAAUCAGCAAGUUAUUAGGUUGCUAAUUUUAGAGAUAGAUUGAACAAUGAAAUUUAUAGUUAGGGACCCUUAUAAUUAGGAAAUGUGAAAUAAAAUUAAAAUAAGACAAUUUGUUCUAUCUGUCAAUAAGUUAUCACUAGUCAUGGGUUGUUUUGUAGUUCAUGUUAACAUGGAGGUCAUUAUGAACAUAUGCUCUAAUGGAAAUAAACAUGUGCAGUUUGUGAUUGUGAUUGUAGAAAAUGA
Paramecium sonneborni is the source of this 1069-nucleotide messenger RNA. The record is from the annotation of a GenBank genome assembly. Lineage: Eukaryota; Ciliophora; Oligohymenophorea; Peniculida; Parameciidae.